Molecule: messenger RNA, 1077 nt
Organism: Rhinolophus ferrumequinum (greater horseshoe bat)
Lineage: Eukaryota; Metazoa; Chordata; Mammalia; Chiroptera; Rhinolophidae
Gene: A4GNT
Product: alpha-1,4-N-acetylglucosaminyltransferase
Exons: 2
Coding region: 26-1051 (341 amino acids)
Biological process (GO): protein O-linked glycosylation
Molecular function (GO): acetylglucosaminyltransferase activity
Source: RefSeq, a predicted model, not a curated record
GAGCAGCUAGGAGAGAGAAGUAGACAUGCUGAAGGAGCUCCAGCUCUCCUUGUCGGUCAUCCUGCUGCUUUCCUGUGGCUUCCUCUACCGGCUCACCACGAAGUUCAGCUGCCACUUCUCCUGCCUGCCUCCCUACAAGUCCCAGCAGGGGCCAGAGGGCCUCCUGGGCAAGGGACGCAGCAUUGUGUUCAUAGAGACCUCUGAGAGAAUGGAGCCACCCCCACUGGUCUCCUGUGCUGUGGAGUCUGCUGCCAAGAUUUAUCCUGAGCAGCCUGUGGCGUUCUUUAUGAAGGGUCUCAGCAAUUCCAUGCAGCCGCCCCCAAACUCCACUUACCCAGCCUUUUCCCUCCUUUCAGCAAUAGACAAUGUUUUCCUCUUCCCUUUGAAUAUGACAAAGCUGUUUGAAGACACACCAUUGUUUUCAUGGUACACUCAGAUCAACACCAGUGCAGAGAGAAACUGGCUCCAUGUCAGCUCCGAUGCAUCCCGCCUGGCCAUCAUCUGGAAGUAUGGUGGCAUCUACAUGGACACCGAUGUCAUCUCCAUCAGGCCCAUCCCCGAGGAAAACUUUUUGGCUGCCCAGUCUUCUCAGUACUCUAGUAACGGGGUGUUUGGAUUCCUCCCCCGCCACUCCUUCCUAUGGGAGUGCAUGGAAAACUUUGUUGAACACUACAAUUCAGACAUUUGGGGCAACCAGGGUCCCAAUUUGAUGACGAGGAUGUUGAGAGUAUGGUGCAAACUCAAAGACUUCCAGGAGGUGAGCGACCUCAAGUGUUUGAAUUUGUCCUUCCUACACCCCCAAAGAUUUUACCCCAUCUCCUACCCAGAGUGGAAGCGCUACUACGAAGUCUGGGACACAGACCCGAGCUUCAACGACUCCUAUGCCCUGCAUCUGUGGAACUACAUGAACCAGGAAGGGAGGGCCGUGGUUAGAGGCAGCAACACGCUGGUGGAAAAUCUCUACCGUCAGCACUGUCCCAGGACUUACAGGCAUCUGAUUCAAGGCCCAGAGGGGUUGGUGACUGGGAAGCUGGGUCCUGGUAACAGAUAGAGCCAAUGCUGGGUUGUUGCUGCUAC